This is a messenger RNA of Tympanuchus pallidicinctus (lesser prairie-chicken), 7762 nucleotides long. RefSeq names its product glucose-fructose oxidoreductase domain containing 1 (gene GFOD1). NCBI's taxonomy places the organism in Eukaryota, Metazoa, Chordata, Aves, Galliformes, Phasianidae. Gene Ontology annotation, molecular function: nucleotide binding. The record is from RefSeq and is a predicted model, not a curated record. The coding region runs from base 26 to 1198 and encodes 390 amino acids. The transcript is spliced from 2 exons.
GCGGCCGUGCGCCCGCGCCGCCGCCAUGCUGCCCGGCGUGGGGGUGUUCGGCACCGGGCUGACGGCGCGGGUGAUCGUGCCGCUGCUGCAGGCGGAGGGCUUCGCGGUGAAGGCGCUGUGGGGCCGCACGGCCGAGGAGGCGGAGGAGCUGGCCAAGGAGAUGAGCGUGCCCUUCCACACCAGCCGCAUCGACGAGGUGCUGCUGCACCAGGACGUUGACCUGGUGUGCGUCAACCUGCCGCCGCCGCUCACCCGUCAGGUGGCCGUGAAGACGCUGGGCAUUGGAAAAAAUGUCAUCUGUGACCGAACAGCGACUCCGCUGGAUGCCUUCAGGAUGAUGACUGCAGCUCAUUAUUACCCAAAACUCAUGAGCAUCAUGGGGAACGUACUGCGCUUCCUGCCCGCCUUUGUGAAGAUGAAGCAGCUGAUCCAGGAGGGCUACGUGGGGGAGCUGCUGGUGUGCGAGGUGCAGGUUCACAGCGGAAGCCUGCUGGGGAAGAAGUACAACUGGAGCUGUGACGACCUGAUGGGGGGCGGAGGUUUGCACUCGGUUGGCACCUACAUCAUUGAUCUGCUGACGUUCCUCACCAGCCAGAAGGCUGUGAAGGUGCACGGCUUGCUCAAGACCUUCGUGAAGCAGACGGACCACAUCAAGGGGAUACGGCAGAUCACCAGUGAUGACUUCUGUACGUUUCAGAUGGUUCUGGAAGGCGGCGUGUGCUGCACGGUGACGCUCAACUUCAACGUCCCAGGGGAGUUCAAACAAGACAUUAUCGUGGUGGGCUCGGCAGGACGGCUGAUCGUCAUCGGCACCGAUCUCUACGGACAGAGCAACAACUCUCCUCAGCGGGAGCUCCUGCUGAAGGACUCCACACCGGUCAGCAACUCCUUGCUUCCGGAGAAGGCCUUCAGUGACAUCCCUUCCCCGUACCUCCGAGGCACCAUUAAGAUGGUCCAAGCUGUCCGGCAGGCCUUUGAGGACCAGGACGACAGGAGGACCUGGGACGGGAGGCCUCUCACGAUGGCUGCCACUUUUGACGACUGUCUGUAUGCCCUGUGUGUGGUGGACACCAUUAAAAAGUCAAACCAGCUGGGGGAGUGGCAGAACAUUUCCAUCAUGACUGAGGAGCCAGAACUGAGCCCAGCGUAUUUAAUCAGUGAAGCCAUGCGGAAGAGCAGGAUGUCUCUGUACUGCUAGCUCCACUCAGCUUCUAGGAAAGAAUAGGAUCCAGACAGCUCUUAAAGGAAAUGGUAAUUCGGCCCUUUUGAAGGGCUUGAACAUCUUGCAAACAGCUGUGGGGAUAGGGGAGAAGGAAAUGUGGUGUUUGAAUCAACUAAAUCUGUUGGUGGCUAAAUACCAAAGUGGAAAGGUCCUUAGAAAUGCCCAAAAUGGAUAGGAAAGUUGAGAGCUGACUUACCUGUUUUAGUAACAGUAUUAUCUGGAUGAUUGGAAAUAUGUAUCAUGGACUCGUCUCCUGCUUGCAGGUGCUUUAGAUUAUCCAAUUGUGUUUACUGUGAAAGGUUGGGAAGAUCCUUUUAGAUUUUCCUUACCUACCAGAGGGCUGUGAAGGUACUGUCAUGUCAUCAAUUUUUCUGUAGUGUCUGACAUGAAUGGUUCCUACCAUGACAGCUGACACCACCAUGCUGUACUACUACACCUCCAACCAACACACAGAACAGUGGGACUUCGUGUGAGUGUUGCGUGACGCAGAAAAUUUUGGCAGCUCACUUUUCAUACAGCUUUUUAGGAGCUUCUAUGUGUUGGUUUGGUUAAUUGUUUGUCGUUUUCUUUUAAAGCACAAUUAUGUAGGAAGAUGUGUAGCUUUUACAAAAAAAGUAGCCCUCAACUGCAGUGCAUAUGCCCCAUUUAUUGUGGGAGGGAGGGUCUUCUGUGAGCUCAUGGUAAGCUUCAGUGUUUACUGUACAGAUUUGCUGAUUGAAAUGGGUUGUGAAAAACCUUGAUGAAUGGCAGGUGGCAUGAAAAAGUGCUGGUGGGUUUUAUUACACAGCUGAACUCGAGCUAGCCUCACAAAGGUUUGCACACAAUCUCCUGUGUGUGAGACUCACUUUUGAGUGAAUUCAUCUCGCAUUUUGGUUUUAGGUAGAUAACAAAGUGGUAGAAUCUAACCCUCUAACCCUCAAAGCCUGAGAUGCUUAGACAGCUCUUCUAAACUUUUGUGAAGUCACACUUGAGACAUCCACACCAACAAUUAAUUUCAUGUAGCUCAACCCCAAAGCUUUCAUCUCCACCAAAUGGUGCUCGUGAGUGAAAAAUAGAAAGGGAUGAGAAAACUUCCUGUCAUUUCCAGGGAAAAAAUUACUGUCACCUAUAAGAGGUGGGAAGAGGAAUCUCACCUCUUUACCUGCUUCAAGUGGCUAGCUGCUGGUACUGUAGUGAUCGUUCCCUGUCAUCAGUGCAGGGGUGGACAAACCUUCUUGAUAAGUUUGUACUGUCUUUUUUAAUAGUUUAGUUUGCAGUCUUGAAAGAAUAUAUUCUUUCAGUUCUUAAAAAAAUAUAGUGAAAGGCACAUGUAUUAUCCCAGUAAAUGGGCAUGCUGUUUUUCUGCAUCAAGCUGCUCCUGCGCUUAUGUGUUUACAGCACUAGGUUUUCAGAUAGGAGAAAAAAAAAGUAGAAAACGAGCAUAUAGCACUAAAUUAUAUUAAACUUGAUAAAAACUGUUUCAGGAUUCUUUAUCUUCAUUUUGACUAGGGGAAAGAGGAAGACAUUCGGGCAAACAGUAAAUAAGAAAAUAGGACCCUCUUUUAGAUUAGUGUUGCCAUUUGGGGUUAGAAAGAGUGCAAUCAGAAUAAUUCAGGUUUUUUUAAAAAGCACUUACAGUUUUGCUACUUUUGGGAGCACUAAGGGCUUCUGAAGAGCUCCUUCAAAUGAGUCCAUCUGAUUGCUGUAUGCUCCCGCCUGUCCUGUUCCCAGUUUUAGUGCUGCAUAAUUUUGAAUAGGAGAGCAUCAUUAAUGUGAUUCAUCUCCUCUGACACAAAAGCCAGCUAAAAGUCAGCUAUGUUGUCUCCAUCAGCUCUGCAAGGACAUGGUUGUCAGUACAGAGAGAACUCUCUGUGGGGUGAUGCAGUUCCUCCUCAGAUUAACAUAGAAGCAGUGCGUACUGGAAACUCCUCUUUUGUCUGUGCAGAAAAUCUUGACUUCUACAUUUUUAGGUCACUAAUAUUAGGAAACUUGAAUCCCACCCCAAAAUUACUAGUUGAUUUUUAAAGGGUAUGCAUGUGUGACCUUUCAUGAGGUAUUCCCCUAAGUGUCAGAGCGUGACUGAUGAUGGAGUAAUGUAAUACCACAAAAUUGCAGCCAAACAGAGAACUGUUCCUGUCGUAUUGUUCUGCCAGCUUUAGAGAUUGUGUCUGAGGCGGUCAGUUUUUGCAGAGGCCUCAGGCAAGCUUUCAUCGUUCCUUCUUGGAAGAAGCUUUUGACAAAUCUGAAUGUUUUUCCUACAGUGACCUAUCUUAGAAUUUCUGUAGUAGUGUCCUUGCCAACAGGAAUUUCCUAUUGCAAUUGUCAUGGUAUACCAUGAUGUACAGUUACAGCCCUUUAAAAUGCACAGAAAAGUACAGAAGACCAAAUUUGAUCAAGAAAUCAUCCCUCUCCUCUGAAAAAUUGAAUUAGCCUAAAAGGGAUCAAGAGAGAUUUUUACUAUAAUAAGGCAGAAGCCCUUUAUUGAAAAUACUGGCAAGUUCAAGUCAUGAAUGUAAGCACAGUAGAUAAGUAACCAUGUCUAGUUACAUAUCAUCCAAAACUGGAACUAAACAUGGACCAAAAUGUUUGUGAAUCUUAUUUCUUAGUGGUUUGUGCUGGAAUUGCUGCUCAUGUCUUUGCACCUUGUUUUGGUUCAUGAGUGUGGACAGCUUUUCCUAUCUGCAUUUUACUUUUUUCAUGCGUCGUUCUGGAUUUUAUGAUUCCAGUUGGAAGAAGAUACCCUGGAAUCCUAGACAACCCUCCCUGCAGUGAGCUGUCAGCAGGUGAAACACAAGGAACAGGGACAGGUCCUGACCUUAACCGUUCUAUCUUGGAUCCGGAGGUUUCAGUGUCAGUCAUCAUCCACGCUCUGUGCAGACUUAGCAAUGCAGAACUUGCUGCUUAGCAGAAAUAGAAUGUAAUGCUUUGGUUACAGAGCCACCUGACACUUGUGUUAGUCCUGUAUUGUUGGAUCCUGUACAGCUCACUGUGUGACCACAGCUCCUAGAGAGGCAGCCAGGGUGAGCAGGGGCAGGGGCAGAGGGGGCAUCCUUUUCUGACAGCAGCACAGAUCUUAGGCUCGACUGGGGUGAACUGUUACCUAACUGGGACAGCAGCAGUGACUGCAUACGUUCAGGAUUGUAUUACAGGUUUUCCAUUCUCUAGGAGGCGAAGAUGCUGUAGUUCCAAAUGUAAAGAUACUUAACUUCCACCUGGCUUAGAGGAGCCAGGAAUUGGUUUAUUUAUAGAACAUGUACUACAGUUCUAAAAAUAAAUGUUACUUUACAGUCUGGGAUCUUCCUUGGCAGUAUGAAGCCCUCUGCUCUUUUGGUACAGCUGAAAAGUACAUUGGGUUGCCCUAAGUAGCCUCUGUAGUUCCUGCUGGCUUUGGGAAUUUGGGCAGCAGUUAGAAGAGAUGUACUUGAUUGAACUCAAAAGCGGUACCACACCAGGGAACAUACAUUUGGAAUUGCACUUUUAAUGCUGUUCUUUAAUGCUGUGCCACAACGUGUGAGACGAACGCUGCUAGAAUUGGUGCAGGCCUAAUGGCCAAACUGAGGCUGCUGCUGGAAUUUACAGUGGCCCCCAAAUGGGCUGAUUCAUACGCUAGAUGACAAAUGUUAAUUCCUUUUUCCCAGAGCUGUUGUUGAGAGGCUCUUUCUGUUGCCAUCUACCUGUGCACAAAGGAUACUGAACAUUAUGGUCUGUUGCCAAAGACGAAAAGAGCCAAAGGGGGCAUCCAGGGUGAAGUGCUCUUAUGCUUUGUAGGAGCCUCUUCCAGUGCUGGGAUGGUCAGCUGAAAGAUGAUGCUUUGUUUUCAAUGGGAAUCAGAUUGGGCUCCACACCAGGGGUAGUAGAGUAACCCUUCCCCGUGUCCCUGUGCUCCUGCUAGAUGCGUGCACAGCCUCAGCGCUGACCUCAGUGAAGUCCUGCAUGGAGAUGUAAGACCUCUGCAAGAGCUUUGGGUUUUCCUAUAUCUAAUACUGUGCAUGUGUUAAAUUAGUAGUACUUUAGCUGUGUAGAUAAAAAAUACUGAGUAGAGAUGGUAUGUCCUUACCCAUGCAACCAACAAGGCAGAGAAUCAGGGCUUGCAUAGACAAGUUUAGGCUCAGGAUGGACUUUUGCAGAGUUCAUCGUUAGCAUUGGCUGAAAGCAUGAGAAAUUCCUGCCCAGCCAGCACGGGGCAAUCAGAGGCACUCUCCACUUUGUACUUCGUGUUUCCUUCUUUUCAGUAGCUUUUGAAUCACGAUGAGCAGCUGUUCUGGGAGUUCAGCCAUUCAAAGAAGGCUUUCCUGCUGUGUGCGAUCACAGCACAAAGACAAUUCAGUUUCUGUUACCUUGUUUAUUUCUGUGUGCAUACAAAAGUGGAAAAGACCCAGACAAAAAUUGAACGAUUCUCUACCCCCCAAAAAAAAAACAAACAAAAAAAAAGCUGAUUUUAUUUCAUGGGUAAAGAUAAAUGUAGUAGUUUGAUGGUGUCCUUGCAGAGAUUCAGAAAUUACUGAUGGCAAUUUCUUGUUUUUGGGAAUGUUUAAAUUUGACUUUGUUCUCUUUCCUUCAGUAUAAAGUAUCACAAAUUGCGAAGUCUCUUCACUGUUGUGUAUUUGCAAAGGUCUGAGUGCACCCAGCAGAUGUUUGGCUUUGUGCAGAUACUUCACACGUUGGCUUGGUGGUCCAGUGGCCCAGUGAUGUAGCCUUAAGUACAUAGGAAACACUGGGCCGUUUGACCCCUGCAGCCCUCUCUGGGUAUUUAGGACUGGCUGUGAAAUGGCAGGACUGUUCAGGAUAGCAGCUUCUUGUUACUGAAGUUGUUACUUGUGGGGAGCAAAGCUUGUAAGUUUUAGAGGUGACGUAUGACUGAAUAAUCAUUGGCAGUUGUAUCUGCUUUAAAAUUUCCACUCUCUUGAGCUGCUGGAUGGAGUAUGUCCAGUAAAAACAACUUCCCCUUCACAAUAACUGCCCACUCCCAUUUGCUCAUGAAAAGAAGAAAUUUUCAGUAGACAGGACUAUACAUAAUCUGCGUUCAUGAACCAGUGUCAUAACCUCAGGACUUAACUGAGUGUAUGAAGCCAGAGCCCAGGCAAGUAAUGGCUUUUUCAAAGCUGCCAAAUCAAAGCAGUGGGGUUGGAGAGUGAUGGGUAUCAGCGUGGGUCAAACUGAAAUAGCUUUUAUUCAGCAUUUUCUGUGAAAUGAACAAACAAAAUAGCUGUGGUCAGUCCAAAACUGAACACAACACAUGCAGAAGGUCAUUUUUUUCUCUUCUUUUUUUUUUUUUAAUUUUGCUUUUGGGUUUAAGUUCCAUUUCUAAAGAGUGCUGUUUUGAAAUGAAGUUUUUAAAAAAUCCCUUCUAUUAUGUUUUGUGAAGUUAACAGUUUGGAGUUGUGUUUUUUUCUUGUUUUAGGUUCACACUUUAAAAAGUCCCCAUGCCUGUUUGGUGGAUACCACUGCCUUUGGGCAGGUCCAGCUCUGAACUGCACCCUUGCAGUGUCAUGCAGUGACCCCCUUCCAGCAUUUGAAUUUGGCCACGUGCAUCUUCUUGUGGCAAAGGGAAAAUCGGUUCAUUGCACGGUGUUGGCUGUAGAUAAUCAAAAUACUGUUUGCAGCAGUGCCAGCCAUCGUCUCUAAAAGCACUUAAAGCUACUGACGUGUUUACUGUGGUUACUUAUGACCUUGCAGCCAUCCAUUACUCUCUUUUCUUUUUACACCAUCCGUCAGACUCGCUUACCUCCCCUCCUUUCAUUCCGUUGCGAGUCAAGAGGCGGGUCUCCCCAUUUCCCCCUGAGUUUGCUCCCAGCCUGUGUUACACGUGGCAUACAGGGUGGCUAAUGUAUGACUUGAAGUAACUUUGGAGACAAAUCCAUUAAAGAAGGUGUUAACAACACAACCACUCCAAUACAUGGCAUACGUGAUGCCCCCGCUAGGGCAGGAAUCCAAGCUCCCUGCUGUGCCGUGCUUCACAAAUGACACUCACUGUUUCUCUCUGUACUGGUUUUAUUUGAUUUUGAAAAUGAGAAUAUGUUCAGUUUGUUGCUGUGUCAAUAUUAAGUAUAUAUUUAUUGUUUUUCAGACAUACAUACAUAUAUAUAAAUGCUAUAUAUAUAUAUAAAAUGUCAACGCAUGGACAUAUGUACAGUAGAUAUUUUAAAGAGCUAUUUAUCAAGAAAAGUAAGUGUUAUAAGUAAACAGAGUUUAUAUUUUAUAUAUUAUGUAGAUAGCAAAAAAAAAAAAAAAAGCAACAAAAAAAGUGUUUAAAUUAUAGUAGGACUUUUUGGGGUGGGGGGUGGGGAUGGAGGGACGGUGAGGGCCGGUUCCAGCAUUUAAAACAGCCAAACUACUUUGUACGGAAGCUGCCUGCUGUGCCUCUCGGCUGCAAUAUCUGUUUGUUUCUUCUUCUGGAAGAUGAUGUGCAUUGUUACUUUUACAUUGCUUGGGGAAUGUAGUUAGUUUAUUCUCGGCCAACUGGUAUGUGCUGCUUAAAUCAUGGUUUCCUGUUGUUCUGCAUAUUUGCAUCGAUGGAAUAAAAGGAUCUUAACUGGCAAAUAAAGACAUAAAAGGAUGUGA